Messenger RNA from Opisthorchis viverrini, 336 nucleotides. RefSeq lists its product as hypothetical. NCBI's taxonomy places the organism in Eukaryota, Metazoa, Platyhelminthes, Trematoda, Opisthorchiida, Opisthorchiidae. The record is from RefSeq and is a predicted model, not a curated record. The transcript has a single exon. The coding region runs from base 1 to 336 and encodes 111 amino acids.
AUGCGAUACGGAGCAACGGGAAUCCUGUCCUGUAUUUCCAAAGGCUCGGAGGGCCCACCCACACUAACCACAAAUGCCGGCACUAUUGGUACAAAAUUCCCUUCACCCGAUGCGCCAACGCAGUUCCAUCCAACUGUUCAACAGAGAUCUAUUCGACAUCCGAGUACCUCCAGCUUCGACCCUGUUGGCACGCACUAUACCCCGAAAGCGCCCUGUUCUGCCCUGCCCACUAGAGUUGCUACUGUCUAUCCAGUCACCGGACUUGCUCCGGAUAAAUUUGAAAAGGAGCAAGUCAAAUAUGGAGAUGAAGUGGAGUCCGUGUUUCCACUGGAUUAA